GACGAAAGCUAAGCAUGGAAAAGUUGCUGCAAAAUGACUUUCAGGCUCGUGGCCACUAAAGCCGUUUGAUGAAAGUUUGCCUCUUAACAAGCGUAAAGCGGAAUGGAUUCGUUUUCGGAAUCAGUUUGAGCGAAUUGCCGCCUGCAAGGAAUCUGUUGCACCUGCCAUGCAGCUGGACGGAUUGAAAAUCUUCGCUGGCAAUUAUUUACUAAGUGUAAUCGAGGUUCAAGAAAAUCUUUCUGCUGGUUCGGAUGAUAUUUAUAGCGCAACAGUAUCGGCGCUAAACAGGUAUUUUGAACAAACGUGCGACUACACGAAGGAGAGGAUGAAGUUUCGUGAAAUGCGAAUGGGCACCUCAGAACCAUUUGUUGAUUGGGUUUUGCGAUUAGAGACUCAAGCAAAGUUUUGCGAAUUUGAGGCAGAGCAGCGAAACGAAGAAUUUGUUCAAGCAUUAGUUCGACGAUCUGUACUGCAAAUCGCAACAAAGUUGUACGAAAUGAGCAAUAUCUUCAACAACAAUCUUGAGUUGAUUACUGCCCACGGUAGACAUCUUGAUUACAUUCGGAUGGAAUCUGAGGAAUCAAAGCAGAUAGUAAUGAACGAAGGUGGUAGCAGCAUUGAAGAACUAAAGACACAUGAAGGGACUGUGGUGAAGCCAGUUAAUGCAGUAGUUAGUCAGAACUCGCAUUUUGGUCCAAUGCGUCACGGUUCAUAUCGAGGAUCGCGAUCGGAAGCCAACAAUAGGAAUUUCCGAUUUCAAGGUGUGAGUUCUCUUGGUCGUGCAGGACGGUUCAAAAAUACCAGCCAGAACUGCUUGAAGUGCGGCAGUAUUCACGGUUCUAAGCAGUGCAGGGCCUAUCGCGUCAAAUGUUACACAUGUGGGAAAGAGGGGCACUUUGCCGAGUUUUGUUUUUCGAAAAACAGCGCUACUAAUCCAAGACAACGCUGGCACCCUGAUAGUGGUGAGAUGGUAAAGUUCGAAGCUGGAAGGAUCAAUCAGGUACAGUAA
This is a messenger RNA of Ochlerotatus camptorhynchus, 1009 nucleotides long. RefSeq lists its product as uncharacterized. The record is from RefSeq and is a predicted model, not a curated record. The transcript has 2 exons. Gene Ontology annotation, molecular function: zinc ion binding; nucleic acid binding. Lineage: Eukaryota; Metazoa; Arthropoda; Insecta; Diptera; Culicidae. Bases 167 to 1009 code for a protein of 280 amino acids.